Scedosporium apiospermum is the source of this 657-nucleotide messenger RNA. RefSeq lists its product as uncharacterized. NCBI's taxonomy places the organism in Eukaryota, Fungi, Ascomycota, Sordariomycetes, Microascales, Microascaceae. The record is from RefSeq and is a predicted model, not a curated record. The coding region runs from base 1 to 657 and encodes 218 amino acids. The transcript has 2 exons.
AUGGCUGUUCCGGGAGGAUCCCAACAGCAAUUCCACCAGGGAACUCAAUUCGAUCUCUUCGAAUGGCACCCCAAGUUCCAGUCGUGCCUUCGCUACUUCCUAGAUGAAGCCCAAUACACCCCGCCCGUUCAGGUCGUAGCCUCCUUCAUCAACAUCCAACUUCCCUUCCAGCAUCCGAUCCAUCCCGUCUACUCCUACAGCCCAACGGUGGGUGCGCCAGGCCCUGCCGCGACCCCGCGACCAGCUGCCCUCGGCCCGGCCCCCGCAAAGCGCGCACUCGUCCCCGUGAACGUCACUUUGAUCCCAUACGUCCGCCGCCUCAUAGUUACCGGUUUCGAUUUCCCCGCCGUCCUGCACGGCUUCUUCGGCGAUGACUGGGCUGAGGGCAUCGGUCCAAUACACGAAACCGAGCGCAAGAACUACCUCUUCGCUGCCAAGAGCGAGAACUGGCUGAAGGUCAAGGCCGACUAUGAUAUGGCCGAUGGCCAGUACGUCCCUUUCCUCAAGCCUCUUCAAGAAGUUACAGAGAAGGAGAUCCAAUCUGCAGAAGCUACCUGGAGCGAGUGGUUGGCUAUGCAAGACUGGAUGCUUGGCCCGAGGGCACCCGAUAUUACCAGGGCUAGCGGAGUCCACAUCAAGCAGGAGAGACGACAAUAA